This is a messenger RNA of Didymodactylos carnosus, 1671 nucleotides long. Lineage: Eukaryota; Metazoa; Rotifera; Eurotatoria; Philodinida; Philodinidae. The record is from the annotation of a GenBank genome assembly.
AUGGGUCGGGCCGGGUCACUACCUAUUGGAAUGGGCGCCGAUGGGACGAACAUGUCAUCUUUAUUCAAUCGAUUAAAAAAUCGAAAGACUCAAAAUAAUACCAGUGAUGAUUCAUUAUCAAUAAGUUCUUUUGAUGAGGAAGGUUUUCUGUGUCCCAUAUGUCAUCGUAAAUUUAAUGAUCAAAUUGAAUUAGGUGAACAUUAUACUGCCAUGCAUACGUCACCGACAAAAAAUAAUAAAGAAGAUGAUCAACAGCAACAGCGACAGCAGCAACAACAAUCUACAGCAAAUAAUCAUCUCACUGGAGAAGUCAAUGAGCGAACAUCAGCUCAAGAUCUUACUAAAGAACUAAAUUUUUGGAAAACACAAUUUACUACGUCCGAAGAAAGUCGAAUGUCGUUGAGUAAUGAAUUAAUUCAAGUUCGUCAACACGUUGGCGAUUUAGAAGCAGAAAUUGAACAGUUAAAACAACAACUUCAACAAUCACAGAAACGUCUUAGUGGACAGUCGCAAGAAAUUGCCAGUUUAAAAUCUGAAAAGGAUGUUUAUCAAUCACAAAUUGUUGUGUUUUCUGAUGAAUUACUCAUAGCACAAGAAGAACUUAAAAUCAAACAAAAUCAACUAUCACAAUUAUGCGAUGAUCUAAUACCGAGACCAUCAAGUGACGAUGUUGAUGUAUUAAAACAUGAAUUAGUGUCCGUUCAACAACAAAUGAAUGAUUUAGCUUUGGAAAAAGAAAAUGAAAUCUCUAAAUUAAUACAAGAAUUAUCAACUUAUAAAUCGACAAUUUCAGACAGAGAUAAUCAUGUGAAGUUAUACAAAACAUUUUUUGAUGAAAUGAAUGAAUAUUCAAAACAAUUAGAUCAAUUUCAAUUUCAGUUUAAUGAGUCUGAGAAACAAUCUAAAGAACUCAAUACUUAUUGUACAAAUAUGAAAAAUGAUACAAAUAAUUUAAUUCAACUAAUUCAAUUUAUGAAAGAAAAAUUUUUAUUAAAUAAAACUAAAUUAAACAAUCGUAUUGAUCAAUAUGAAACAAAUUUCACACAAUUACACAUGUUAAUUUCUCGAAAUAGAAUAGAUGAUCAUCAAUUGACAUUGGAAAAUAUGAUUGAUAAUAUGAAAAAUUCUGUUCAACAAAAUUUUACUCAAAUUGAUACAUUAACAUUAGAAAAUACUCAACUACGCAAUGAACUAGAUCAAUUGAAAACUCAAUCAAAUACAACGAUGGAAUAUAAUGAACAGAUAAAAAACGAUUUAAAAGUACAAAAUGAAUACAAUACAAGUUUAAAAUCAGAAAUAACAUCAUUAACGGACGACAUAAAACAAAUGGAAACGACAAUAGAACAAUUAAAAAAUGAAAAAAAUGAAUUAAUCCAAAAGAUUGAUACGGGAGAAAAUGGAAUAGAUACGAUUGUUAGACAACUAACAAACGAAAAGGAUCAAUAUGAAAAUCAAAUGAAAGAUUUAAAAUUAGUUGUUAAACAGAAUACAAGUGAUUUCGAAGCAAAAGAACGUCAAAAACAAUCAUUACUAAAUGAAAUUGAGACAUUAAAACAACAAAUAGAAGAUAUGACAAAUGAAAAUUCCAAUCUUAAACAAAAUAUUAAUCAAAAACAGGAACAUUUAAAUGAUUUUGAAAUAAAAUUUGAAGAAAAGAGGAUUGAUCUAUGA